Messenger RNA from Anopheles arabiensis, 1499 nucleotides. Its product is annotated as pro-resilin-like. Gene Ontology annotation, molecular function: transcription coactivator activity. The coding region runs from base 154 to 1248 and encodes 364 amino acids. The record is from RefSeq and is a predicted model, not a curated record. Lineage: Eukaryota; Metazoa; Arthropoda; Insecta; Diptera; Culicidae. Gene Ontology annotation, biological process: positive regulation of transcription by RNA polymerase II. The transcript is spliced from 2 exons. Gene Ontology annotation, cellular component: RNA polymerase II transcription regulator complex.
GUGUCAGCCAGCACAACCAACUGCCAAGUCAGUCCCUCAUCUGUGUUUCGUGUGUGUGUGGUUUUGGGCUCCGACCUUGCCAGAAAAAAGCAGACCCCUCAGUGCCUUUUGCUGCUUUCGUUAAAACACGUGUGCAUACAAGAAAAACAGAAAAUGAAUCGUUUCAGUGCGAUUUUCAUGCUCGUUAGUGCAUCGCUCGUGUGUGCUGAACCGCCAGUUCAUGGUGGAUACGGCCAUGGUCACGGUCAUGGUGGUGGUGGUGGCGGUGGAUACGACGAUGGCGGCUACAUCGCGGUUAGCCCAGGUCAUCAAACGUCCGAGGGACUGCACGUGGACCACAGCCUGCUGCACAAGGUGAAGGAGGCGCUGCUGGAGCACGAGAACUCUGGAUCGCACGGCGGCGGCUACUCUGGCUCGCUGUCGACCGCUUACGGACCACCGUCGGGAUCGUACGGACCACCGUCCCCGGUUUACGGUGUACCGUCGUACUCGGGCCACGGACACGUCAAGACCACCGGCAUUGAGCUGGGCCACGUUCAGCAAGGCAUCCAGGUCGCCGAGUACUACAAGGCCGCCCACGGUCCAUCUUACUCGUCGUACGCCGCCCCAUCGUACUCGUCUCACUCAUCCUCAUCAUCGUACUCGGCACCUUCCUACUCAUCUCACUCCUCCUUCACGCCAUCGCACGGCUACUCGUCGGGAGGCUCGGCUUACUCUUCCUACUCGGCACCAUCUGUAUCGUCCCACUACUCUGCACCAUCUGUAUCCUCUCACUACUCUGCUCCAUCUGUAUCUUCUCACUACUCUGCUCCUUCCGUUUCAUCUCACUACUCUGCACCUUCCGUAUCAUCUCACUACUCUGCACCAUCUGUAUCCUCUCACUACUCUGCACCGUCGCAUUCUUCCUCUUCCUUCUCGGGUCUAUCCUCUUCGUACGGUGCACCUUCGCUCUCCUCCAGCUACGGUGCCCCGGCCGUCUCUUCUCACUACUCCGCACCGUCCUUCUCGUCUCACUCGAGCGGUUCCUACUCGCUUGGCUCAUCGCACGGCUCAUCCCACGGCUCAUCGCACGGCGGUUCGUCGUUCGUUGCCAUCCCAUCGUCCUCGUACGGUGUGCCGUCGUUCGGUUCGUCUGGACACCAUCAUCGCCCGUCGCACAGCUCGAGCCACUCGUACUCGUCCUACCGUCCGCCAUCCUCCUCGUACGGACCGCCGCGCCCAACCUACGGUGUGCCGCACCAUCACUAAACACGAUCUUCCACAAAUCGUAUCAUCCAGCGUCCAGCAGCCAGCACAGUUGCUGCCGGGCGUGCCGUCAUCUAAGUCAGUUCUAGCAUCUUCGCCUUCAUUCGCACCACCCAUCAACUCGUAGGCUUAGUACAACACUUUCACAACGCACCUCAUCUACCCAAAAUACGUUGUUCGUUUUGUUUACAUUGUGUACAGAGUGCAUCGCGAUCGAUGUUUUAUAAUAAAACAAGAGUUACUUACAAAUGAAA